AUGGAGCUGUUUGAAGUAAGUGAUACUUUAGAAUAUUCUGUCAUUCUAAUGAACACCUCGCUAUCCCAGACCGAGACCUUAGAACAUGUUAAUGAAUCUCUUUCGUUAGAGGAUAUAAAUAACAUUUCAAACUCUUCCCAUCUGACCACACAGAUCAGUUUGUCAACGGCAGACAUGACAAAAAUGGUUUUUUACUUAUUAAUAUUCAUCUUAGCCGUACUUGGCAAUGCGUUAGUCAUCGUGACUCUAGCCCAGAACAAAAUGAUGAGAACAGUGACUAAUGUCUUCUUGAUGAACCUGGCUAUCAGUGAUCUACUUCUUGGUGUUUUCUGUAUGCCUUUCACGUUAGUGGGCAGUUUGCUGAGAAACUUCAUUUUUGGUGACGUCAUGUGUCGUCUUAUUCCAUACCUUCAAGCAGUAACAGUUUCCGUCAGUGUGUGGACGUUGGUAUCCAUUUCACUCGAAAGGUUCUUCGCCAUCUGUCGGCCAUUUCGAUCUCGCCAGUGGCAAACUAUUUCUCAUUCUUACAAAGUCAUCAUGUGCAUAUGGAUGAUAUCCUUGCUGACAAUGCUGCCUAUUGCACUUUUAAGCCGUCUUUUUCCCACCAGGACACCAGGCAAGUGCAAGAAAAAAUAUAAGUGUCGAGAAAAAUGGCCCAAUAUGACGUCAGAAAGAGCCUUCAACCUUUACCUAGACGCUUUUCUGCUGGUUGUUCCACUUGUUGCCAUGAGUCUGACUUACACCUGUAUAAUUAAUACCUUGUACCGUGGAGUCAAGUUCGGGGAAUUAAAUCCUGGUGAGUUACGAUCACGAUAUGCUUCACAGUAA
Messenger RNA from Limulus polyphemus (Atlantic horseshoe crab), 828 nucleotides. RefSeq names its product cholecystokinin receptor type A-like. Gene Ontology annotation, cellular component: membrane. Gene Ontology annotation, biological process: neuropeptide signaling pathway. Bases 1 to 828 code for a protein of 275 amino acids. Gene Ontology annotation, molecular function: gastrin receptor activity; neuropeptide receptor activity. The record is from RefSeq and is a predicted model, not a curated record. The transcript has 3 exons. NCBI's taxonomy places the organism in Eukaryota, Metazoa, Arthropoda, Merostomata, Xiphosura, Limulidae.